UGGUUUGCAGCCUUAGGGGCUUCCCUGUGCAAUUCAGGCAAAGCACCCCUAAAGCACAGUUCUUUGGGUGUCUUACAGACACCUGCAGCCUUCAGCUCCCACACUGGAGGUCCUGCUGCAUCCCAUGCACAGGUUUCUGCCUUUAGCACCGAUUUUUAUCAUCCCCUUGGGCUGUUCCAGAGCUGUCUGGGGAAAUGAGGCAAUGGAGCCUCCUCAGAAGGGAACAGAGACGAGCAGGGUGUUCAGACGGGUUUGGUUUUAUGUUCUGAAUUACACUCUGAGCCUGUUCAAAGCAAUUAUGUUCAGAUAUUGGGAGCUGACCCCGUUAGCCCGGCCCGUUCCUGCCGUGGCAGCAGCAGAUGCUGCGGAACAGCCCCAGCCCAGGAACGUGUCACACGUCGUGACCUGGCGGCUCCCGGCAAUUAACGGCUCUGGGACUCGCCGUGCUGGAGCACAGCCAGACACCUGCAUCUCAUACCUGCUGAGGGGCCUCAACUUGAAGACAAGGCAGUUUCAGAGCAAACUCUUACCCUUGAGCUUUUCCUGGCUCAAGAUAAUGGUGCACAGGCCAGUGGGAGAGUGUGGCUGGAGGAGGAGCUUCUUGUUCUCGUGGACAGGCAUCCCCAUCAGUGUUCCCAUGGAGCUGGGCUCAGCCCCUGGGAGAACUGGGGCUCCUACAACCAGGCCUAACUUAUCCAUUCUCAGCUGCUUUUUAGGUGUGGGAUGUGCAGUCCAAGCAGAGGAUGCUCCUCCAGCUGCUGUCCAUGCCCUUCCACUGAGCAGGACGUUACCUUGCAGGCACCCAGCUGCCAGGUCUCUGCAGCAGUGGCAGCUGGAAUUCCUUGCUCAUCCUGUGUGGAUGUUGCUGCCUUUCUUGCAGCUGGAGUGGCAUCACUCAGGUUUCUCUGUUGGCCAGGGUCUGGCACUGCUGAAGACACUGUGUGUUGGUUCCCCAAAGCAGCACUUGGGAAGAAGCCUUUUUUUGGCUGUGUUCAACCUCAGCAGGGAGCACAUUGUCUGGUGGUCAGCGAGGGUCCCGUGGCUGUGCCAGCCGGAGCACCGUGGUACCCCAGGCACACGAGGAGCCAGCUUUGCCAAAUCCUCCUGCUGCCAGGCUUGGGGGCGGUGAGCUCACCUACCUACAAGAUCGUGGGUUGGCCUGAUGAAAGGAAACGGGUGGAAAUAAUAGGCUUAGGCUUUUGUAAGGGCCCAAACUCAGUGUAACGUUUUAUCUCGGCUGAUUAAUGACAUCUAAGCAUUAUCGAUGAAGCACAUGUUUAAAUGGAUUAAGAAAUCACUAACUGGCAGAUCUCAAAGGAUAGUCAUUAGGGAGUAAUCAGCAAUGCUGGUAUUUUUAGAGGGAACUCAGGGGCCUGGGUGCUUGGCCUGAUGCUGUUCAGUUGAAGUAUUUGAAGUUCUUAAAAAGUCGCUGUUAAUAAUCUUUGCUGAUGGUGCAGAAAUGGGGUGAGCAGCUAAAAAUGGAAGAACUGGGACAAAUGCAGAAUAACUGGAGUGGUUUGGUAAAUUCCCGACCAUGGAGCUUGAAAGCUGUGAAAGGCAGUGGGUGCAGCCUGGGGUGGCCAGUGGCAUCCUGAGGGGAGAAGGAGGAUUUUGGGGUGCAUGGUCCCUCUGGGGGGGUGUUACAUUCCCCAGUGGUCCCCGAUGCUCAGGCACACACCUCUCCUGUUGUGCAAGAAAUCUCAUCAAAUGCAGAAAGGCUUUGUAAUAAGUUUUUCAAAUUGGUUGCUGCUACAGCGUAACCUUUAGAUGACUGGUAUUUAACCUUGUAUAUCACUCUGAGCUUUUGAAUGAAUUUAGCUUAAUAAAGGUGCCUUAUUAAAUUACAAGGCUGGUUUCUUUUAAGCCUCUAGAAAGAGGCAUAGUAGGAAAUAGCUGUGAGUUGUUGGGUCUAAUUGGCUGCCGUGGAGCACACAGGGGCUUGGGUGCAUAGAUGCAAGUGUUUAUUUUUAUGUAGUAAUCCAGCGGUGUGGUGUGAUGAAGUUCCAAGUUGAAGAUUUCGGGCUGCUGGAAUGCACUUGGUGUUAAAAACUGCCACUUCUUGCCUUGCAUCCUGUGUCACAACCCGAGACAGUCGUCGCCCCACGUUAUGCAGCCACAGAUGUUGCUGCUGGAACGGGGCCCUUUUAACAGAGCGGUGGCAAACGGCUGGUCCAGGCUUUGGAACCAUCAGGGCUCUGCC
Molecule: messenger RNA, 2200 nt
Organism: Lepidothrix coronata (blue-crowned manakin)
Lineage: Eukaryota; Metazoa; Chordata; Aves; Passeriformes; Pipridae
Exons: 2
Coding region: 125-1129 (334 amino acids)
Source: RefSeq, a predicted model, not a curated record